AUGGCUGCACUUCGUAGUGUUCUCUCACGACAGCAAGUAAGUGGUUUCUGCGAUGUAGGUUCUUCUCUCUUGCAGCCUCCUGCUUGUCUUUCACACAGUGUGUGGGAGGCUGCACUUGAUCGUAUUGAACAGGCACGCCAUGAUAAGUCUAUUCUUCCUUCCCUUUCCUCUUUAUAUGUUCAAUCCUUCAGCAGAGCUGUGCGGCACUAUCAUGAUCUCUACACGAGAUGUGCCCAACUGCUGGUAAUGCCGCUCUCCCGCUGGGAACAAUGGCGUGAGGGAUUGUUCUUCUUUAUGAGUGCAGCCAAGGAAAAGGAAUCAGAGGAGAAAACUACACUUACUGGACUCUGUACUCAACUGAUGCAGUUACAACAGCAGCAGUUUGUAGUGGUUUUUUGGGGAUGUUGGUCAAGUGUUGCUCUUCGUCUGGAAUCUCUCUUGACACGUCUGCCUUUGCUCUCUGCAAAUGAAGAGGAGGAAAAGGAGAAGGAGGUGUUAAACUCUAGCGAGAGUGUAUCGUUAGCUCCCUCACAUGAUGAUGAUGAUGAUGAAAUGAAAGAGGGUGUAGUUGAUAGAAAGAUUGUUCGUCUGCGGCGUCGCUACUUUUCUAUUUUUUACCAAUUUCAGCAGCUUGCUCAUGAUGCUUCACAUUUGUUUGGUAGUUAUACAAAAGUUGGAAAAGCUGAACGGCAAUGGCUUAGUGAAUGCUUGAUGUUGGGGAAUGACGGUGAUAAUGAUAAUGAUAAUUUUAAUGGUUCGGAAGAGGCUGCUGAGGCGUUUAUUCGUCGUAGUUUUAAGCGGGAUUUUAGUGUACCAUCUCUUGAUCUCAUUACGGGUGAAUUAGUUGAGGAAUAUAAUGACUUUGAAGUGAAUGAGAGUAAGAAGAAGGCGAUGGAAAAGAAAGCACAAGAAACGAUUAAAAGUAUGUGGUGUACGGAGGCUCGUAAGAUGUUUGAGUUGGAGUUGGAGCAUUCAGAAGUCUCAAUGGAAAAACCAAUGCCGGAUCUUGCACGGAAUGAACUCUUAGAUACUCUUCUGCAGUGUUUAUGCCGUAAAGUGGGUAAACCGGAAUUAGCACUCGCUGUGAUCAUGCGGGAUCUCUUAGAAGACACAUUGUUUCCAGCCGUAUUGAAUAUUUCACAACUGGAAAGGGCUCUUACAGUUCUGCUGCAGUGGUUUGAGGCCUACACGGCGGAGCGAAAUCAUGGUGAGAUUCCACUUUUCACAAAUGAAGACUUGUGGAGUUUUGUGUUGGAGCGGCACACAGAGUUACUCAAAUGGGUGGUAUUUCACUACUGUCAAGAUGAGGAUGGGAAGCGGAAUCUCACACUCGCCGUGGAAGGUGUAAAAACGGUGAGUUUCUCUCUGCUGCGCUGUCUAGAUGUAUACAUGACGACAAUCGCAGGACGCCGCUCGUUAAAAGACGCUAAAGAAGAAAGAAAAGAUGAAGUCAAACAGAAGGUGGUUGUGUGGAUACAGCAGACCGCGGUGAAUACCUUCCUUGAUGGACUUUCUCACCUCAGUUCACAGUCUACAUCAACCACCACCACUUCUUGUUCUUCAUCUUCUUCGUUUUUGUUAAUUACAACUCAAAUUACUCUUCUAAAGGCACAACUGCUUCUUCUUGCGGAUGCCUCAUUACUCGCCAUGGAUGUACGGCAGCUGCUGUUCCCAACGCUGGAUCCUGCAUUUAAAGAGAUGCAGUUAGUUCGAGAAGCCAAAAGCGAGACCGAACUAAUUCCCUGGACACUUUGCAUUGUAAGUAUACUAAAGUCAUUGACUCGCACAUUACAGUACACUUCAAAGGGCACGGAAUCAGCGGCUGAAUUGGUUUCUGCGUUGCACAUACACUAUAAAACACUACAGGGUCUUUCCCCAUCCUCUUUGGUGGAUCUUGUUAGUAAUGAGUGGGUGGAUUUUCUUUCUGCUGAGGGAAGACAUUCGCUUGGGAGUCGAAAGGUUACGUUGCUUGACGUUACCCAUUCGCGGCGAGUUCUUCUUGAUUCUCAUGAAAACAGAGAAACAGAGACUGUGGAUGUACAACGGAAACGACCACGCGAAGAGUAA
Messenger RNA from Trypanosoma theileri, 2067 nucleotides. RefSeq lists its product as uncharacterized. The coding region runs from base 1 to 2067 and encodes 688 amino acids. NCBI's taxonomy places the organism in Eukaryota, Euglenozoa, Kinetoplastea, Trypanosomatida, Trypanosomatidae. The transcript has a single exon. The record is from RefSeq and is a predicted model, not a curated record.